Populus euphratica (Euphrates poplar) is the source of this 2391-nucleotide messenger RNA. The record is from RefSeq and is a predicted model, not a curated record. Lineage: Eukaryota; Viridiplantae; Streptophyta; Magnoliopsida; Malpighiales; Salicaceae.
AUGGCUGAACUAGGGAGGAGUGAUGUUGAUGGUAAUGAUAUGAUUGAGAAUUUGAUAGCUGCAAGGAAGUCAUUGAAGCUAAAUUUAGAGAAGUCGAAAGCUUUAGGGUUUUCUCUUGAGAAAGCUGGGCCGAGAUUAGAUGAGAUUAACCAAAGAUUGCCUUCUCUAGAGGCGGCAGUGCCCCCAUUCGUGCGGACAAGGAAGCACUUAUUGCUUUCAUGGACUGGAGAAGUCGUUAUCAGAUCCAAGGAACAAUCUUCCUGGUAUUUGUCAGUGUUAAAGCGACUUGAGGAGGCUUUGAGGUUUCUGGGGGAUAAUUGUGGAUUAGCAGUCCAGUGGUUGGAUGACAUAUUGGAGUAUUUGGAGGAUAAUGUUAUGGCAGAUGAGCAGCAUUUUUUGAAUUUGAAGAAGUCAGUGAAGGGUCUUAGGGAAUCGCAAAGUGAUGAUGAACGAGCUCGUCUUGAUGGUGGGCUUCUAAAUGCUGCGUUGGAUAAAUUGGAAGGUGAGUUUUGGCGGCUUUUGACAGAACAUAGUGUGCCACUGCCAAUGUCAUCAUCUCCGGAUCUUGGUGAACAGGCGGUCAUUGCACCAUCACUAUUACCUGUGUCUGUUGUACACAAGUUGCAAGCCAUUCUUGGGAGGUUGAGAACUAAUAAUAGACUUGAAAAGGGCAUAUCAAUAUAUGUUGAAGUUCGUAGUUCGAAUGUUAGAGCUAGUCUGCAGGCGCUGGAUUUGGAUUACCUUGAGAUCUCAAUAGCUGAAUUCAAUGAUGUGCAGAGCAUAGAAGGGUAUAUAGCUCAGUGGGGCAAGCAUUUGGAGUUUGCAGUGAAGUACCUGUUUGAAGCAGAAUACAAGCUUUGUAACGAUGUUUUUGAGAGGAUUGUCUUGGAUGUUUGGAUGGGAUGCUUUUCCAAUAUAGCUGCCCAGACUGGCAUUCUUGCGUUUCUUCACUUUGGGAAGACUGUUACAGAAAGUAAGAAAGAUCCAAUCAAGCUUAUGAGAUUGUUGGAUAUGUUUGCGACACUGAACAAAUUAAGGCUGGAUUUUAACAGGCUUUUUGGCGGAGCAGUGGAGUUGCAGAGGCAGAUUCCACCUCCUCCAGAUGGGAACGUCCCUAUACUGGUGAGCAUCAUUACUGAUUACUGCAAUAAGCUGCUUGGGGAUAAUUACAAACCUAUCCUGAACCAGGUUCUGCUCAUUCAUCGAAGUUGGAAGCACGAGAAGUUUCAGGAGAGGAUUCUUGUUAGUGAGCAUUUAUACAAGCAUUUGAAGGGAACAAAGGCUGGGGAUCUCUUAGGGGAUUCUUGGUUUAGAGAACAUGAACAGUACAAAGACCAUUAUGCUGCGAUAUUCUUGCGAGACAGUUGGGGGAAGCUUUCAGGUCAUUUAAGUCGUGAAGGUCUGAUUCUGUUCUCAGGUGGGCGUGCCACUGCCCGUGAUCUUGUCAAGAAAAGGGUGCAAAAUUUCAAUGAAGCUUUCGAUGAAAUGUAUAAGAGGCAGUCCAGCUGGGUUGUGCCAGAUAGUGAUCUCAGGGAUAAGAUAUGCCAGCUGAUUGUGCAGGCAGUCGUACCUGUUUAUCAGAGCUAUAUGCAGAGCUAUGGGCCCUUGGUUGAGCUAGAUGGAAGUUCCAGUGAAUAUGCAAAAUACUUGGUGCAGACUUUGGAGCAAAUGUUGAGCUCACUAUUUCUGCCAAAGCCAGGAAGAUAUGCAAGUUUCAAGGGCUGACAACUUAGUGCCAAAUUCAACAAUGGUGUUGCAGAUCUUCGCCGUACAACCUCUGCGGUAGUGUGAUUUUCCUGCUAUUAUUGCUUUAUGUUGGUUAAGCUGAAAGGUGUCCGAUCCAAACAUCAUCCCUCCUUUGAUCAGCGGUCAGCUCUUGAACUGUACAUAUCUGUAUGUUUGAUGGCUUGGAACUAUUUUGGAAAAUUUAAUUUUAGUAGAGCAACCUCUUUUUUCAGACCAUUGCCUGAAUUUUCCCAGUGAGAUCGAAAUUCAGAAGCUGUUUAAAUGCAAAGCAAACGGAGUGCUAUAUCUAGUGCCUGGUAGGUUCUGCAAUCUCGAGCAAGUCCUGGACACUAGGAUGAAAGCGAAGAUGGGCCCUUUUAAAAGCGUAGAUAAUACUUUGAGUUAUAGAUUGUCAUUUUACUUUCAUUUUCACUCUCAUUCAUUCAAAUAGUGGGCGGCUGUAGAAACCUUGUAUUUGCUAGAUUUGUGUACAAUUCUUUGAUUGAAGAGCAAUUACAGGUCUAGCAGGAAUUAAAUUGUUUACUUGUAUUCUGAGAAGGGCAUAAAUGUUUGUGUGGAGAAUUUAUGGAUGAUAGUUCCAUGCAAUUGCUGUUGUUAGAAGUUAGCUUACAGCCUUGAGUUCACUAGAAAUAUGAUCAGCAAUAA